This is a messenger RNA of Paralichthys olivaceus (Japanese flounder), 2943 nucleotides long. It is a transcript of the gene tlr1, whose product is annotated as toll-like receptor 1. The record is from RefSeq and is a predicted model, not a curated record. Gene Ontology annotation, molecular function: protein binding; transmembrane signaling receptor activity. Lineage: Eukaryota; Metazoa; Chordata; Actinopteri; Pleuronectiformes; Paralichthyidae. Gene Ontology annotation, biological process: immune response; inflammatory response; toll-like receptor signaling pathway. Gene Ontology annotation, cellular component: plasma membrane.
CUCUUUCUACCCUCUGAGAUUUUGAAUAGCUGCAACUGACAUUUCUAUGGACUUGAAAACAUGAGCACAGAUUUGCCAUGCGGACUCUAUUCAAAUAUAAUUGACUGCAACUAAUUUAACUCUCAACAAACUAUAAACACUGCCGGAGAAUCCAUCUGACCUCAGUACAGGAAAACAAUGAGGCCUACGACUGAGGCCCUCUGGGCAGCACUCAUGUUGGCAGGACUCCUGCAGCUCGCCUCACUUGCCUCAUCACUUGACAGCAGUGUGGACCUCUCGUCCCGGAACCUCUCCUCUGUCCCCAGAGACCUGCCACAUGGGGUUGAGUUUUUAGAUCUGUCACACAACCACAUACAGCAGCUUCACCAAGGGGACUUUCAAAACACCACUCUCCUGAGGGGUCUGAACAUGUCAGGGAACAUUUUGGAGGGGAUAGAUCCAGGGACUUUCCUCGACACGCCAUUCCUGGAGGAUCUGGACCUGUCCCACAACAGGCUGAGGAACCUGUCGGGUCAGCAGUACCUGCUGCACACAGGGAAUCUCCUGUUGUUGAAUCUGACCCGGAACUCGUUCGUCACGAUGACACUGGGGGGGUCUUUCAGUUCCCUGGUGAGACUGGAGAGAUUGGCACUUGAGGCAGAAAACAUCAGUGUGGGUGAUUUCAAGAACAUCACUGAAGUGAAACUACAAACACUGACAAUUUGUCUGGGGGAAGAGUUGGAUUAUGAGGCAGGCAGCCUGGAGGACGUUCACGCUCAAAGGCUUCAGAUAGCCUCCACCAGUAGUAAGAUUGUGGACCUUCUCCUGUACACUGAUGCUCUGUCACUCUUUGACGAAGUGGAGUUGAUGAAUUUGACAGGCAGCUACAGGGAACUUAGUAAGCAGCUUAGCCAGAUAGCAGAAAUCCGCACUUCUCAUCUUUAUCUCACCAACAUAUUAAUCAAAUGGGCAGACUUAACUCACUAUGUCAAUGUGAUUCUGCAAACAUCUAUCACUCAUCUAGAAAGCUCUGAUGUGGUCAUGUACAAUUUGCCCUAUAAAGACACUUAUGUGACCCAGAAGUCUAAAAUGAAAUCCUUUUCAAGCAGAAGGGCUGUGGUGAAAUCUUUCUUUUUCUCACAGGAGGCUGUGUACAACUUCUUCAUCAAUAUGCCGGUGGAGAGUCUCUCAAUCAGACAUACUGCAAUCAUUCACAUGACCUGCCCAAAGUCACAGAGUCCAAUCCUCCAGCUGGACUUCUCCCACUGUGCUUUAUCGGACACCAUCUUCUCCAUGGUGGAGGAACAGCAAAUUCUUGAGUGUGAGACUCUCAUUAAUUUGAGAAAAUUGAUUCUGGUCAACAACAAUCUCAAGAGUUUCCAGCUGCUGAGCCAACGCAUGCAACACAUGAAAUCCCUGCAGCAUCUUGACCUAAGUCUCAACUCCCUCUAUUACAAUGGAAUAGAUGAGUGCUUGUGGCCACCGAACAUCACCAAUAUGACUCUGUCCUCUAACCGUCUCGCAGACUCUGUUUUUAAAUGUCUACCAGAAGGAGUAGAGACGCUGGACCUCCAGAACAACCAGGUUUCCGUGGUGUUGUCACCCAUCUUAAAACUGGAAAACCUCACAUCUCUGAAUCUGAUCGCCAACAGGCUGCGGGACCUGCCUGUGUGUGACGGUUUCCCCAAACUGAACCUGCUUCUGCUCGGGUCAAAUUCCCUCCACGCCCCAUCUGUGAACAGGCUGGAGACCUGCCCCAAACUGAGAACCCUGGACGUCAGCUACAACCCCUUCACCUGCACCUGCGCUCUGAGGAGUUUCAUACGUCUUGGCAUCAACUCUGAAAGGAAGACCAGUCACACAGGAAUUGAAUUAUUGAGCUGGCCAGUGGAGUAUUACUGCACCUACCCAGAGGAUGUUAGAGACACCAUCUUGAAAGACAUCUGGAUCCCAGAGGUCACCUGCAAUGUUGGCAUCCUAGCAGCCACCAUCUUGUGCCCAGCAGUGGUAGCGCUUUUGGCAAUUGCGAUGCUGUGCCACCAUUUAGACAUUCCCUGGUACGGGAAGAUGAUCUGGCAGUGGACCAGGGCCAAACAUCGUGCCAGAACAAGACAAGUCCAACCGGAGGACCUGAUUGGUGUCGAGUUUCAUGCUUUUGUGUCUUACAGCCAGCACGACACCGACUGGGUGCACGACUCCCUCCUUCCCAACCUUGAAGGUCCUGCAGGAGGCCUCCGACUCUGCCUUCAUGAGAAACACUUUGUGCCGGGAAAGAGUGUUGUAGAGAACAUCAUCAACUGCGUGGAGAAAAGCAGGCGUUCUGUGUUUGUGCUCUCGGCUCACUUUGUAAAGAGUGACUGGUGUCACUAUGAGCUGUACUUUGCCAGCCACCAACGCCUUUCCCGGGGAUCCGACAGCAUCGUGCUGGUGUUGCUUAAGCCUCUGCCUCAAUACACGAUCCCAUCCAAGUACUAUCAGCUGAAGUCUAUGAUGGGCCGGCACACCUACUUGGAGUGGCCACAGGACCAGGCCAAGCACAGGCUGUUCUGGGCAAACCUGAGAGCUGCUCUACAGGCAGACCUGCCCAAUGCACCGGUCGUAGAGAUAGAGGAGUGACUGCACAGUUAGGGGGCUUUAAAGAGUUAAAGGAUGUGGGAAAAAGAAAUGUGAAAGUGGCAGAGGAAGUUUGCAAGAGGGAACAUAUGAGGAGUAAAGUCGUAGGAGCACAGGGGACACUGAGUGAAAAAUAAGUGUAUUGUUUUUUUGUAUUCCUUUAACACGAGUCUACUUAGGAGCUGAAGACAAACUGUUGUUUUAAGUUUGUAAGAUUUAAAUCAUAUAGUCACAUAACAUACCAACUUCUUGAAACAAUUCAAAUGAUAUUUAAUGUUGACAUUUACAUAAACUAACAAGUUGAUCAGGUUUGUAACAAAAACAAUAAACAUUACCAGAGAAUAUCAAAAA